AUGUCGUUGUCAAGUCUAGCUAACUACUGUGCCCACUUGAAAAACUGCACAAACGUCAACAUUGGAUUCACCUCCGUUCCUUUGUCCAGAUUGCAUUUGGAGAUCUCACGAAACUUAUAUAAGGAAGGCUUCCUUUCGUCGAUACAAAGAGGCUCCACCGUUGGUCCUGACCAGAAACCUGUUGAAGUUACUCCAGACAAUAUUGCCACUCGCCGUUUAUGGUUGGGCUUGAAAUACAGAGAUAACCUUCCUGUUAUCAGAGACCUUUCGUUGGUCUCGAAGCCAGGCAGAAAAGUCAACUUGAGUCUGACAGAAGUCAAGGCUUUGGCUUCGGGAUUCCCUGUUAGAUUUAUCAAACCACUCCAGCCUGCUGAGUGUAUGUUCCUUCGGACUCCUGAAAGAGAAGUGGUGGAGAUCCAGGAAGCUGCUAAAAGAGACUUGCAUGGCUUGGCCUUGUGCAGAGUCAAGUAA
Messenger RNA from Candidozyma haemuli, 471 nucleotides. Its product is annotated as mitochondrial 37S ribosomal protein MRPS8. Lineage: Eukaryota; Fungi; Ascomycota; Pichiomycetes; Serinales; Metschnikowiaceae. The coding region runs from base 1 to 471 and encodes 156 amino acids. Gene Ontology annotation, biological process: translation. Gene Ontology annotation, molecular function: structural constituent of ribosome. The transcript has a single exon. The record is from RefSeq and is a predicted model, not a curated record. Gene Ontology annotation, cellular component: ribosome.